This is a messenger RNA of Panicum virgatum (switchgrass), 1559 nucleotides long. RefSeq names its product (+)-neomenthol dehydrogenase-like. The record is from RefSeq and is a predicted model, not a curated record. The transcript has 4 exons. Gene Ontology annotation, cellular component: membrane. NCBI's taxonomy places the organism in Eukaryota, Viridiplantae, Streptophyta, Magnoliopsida, Poales, Poaceae. Bases 358 to 1242 code for a protein of 294 amino acids.
UACACCGUAUACCAGUAUACCACCGGGCACCGGGCACCAGUUGAGCAGUUGAAUAGUCGAUCGUGCACCCGCCCGGUGGCCGGAGCAGGCACGAGCGCGCGGCCGCGGGGCACGUGCAACUCGUGUGCUCUGGGUCCACUGGUCCGAUCGAGCUCCCGAGUCCCAGCUCCUGUGAGCCUGCACUCCAGUCUGCAGACUGCAGCAGGCGGCGGUUGCAGCCGGAGCCCCCCGCCGUCUGACUCGGAGGGCGCCAGCAGCCCACAAUGUCUGUAUAAAUACCUCCCGUCUCCCUGCUCCGAACGGCCUCCCACCCGCGCUCCCAGCACGCCCACCGUCGCCUACCCCGUCUCCAGCUCGAUGGACUACUCGAGCACCAAGGAGUUACCUCCGGCCGGGGCCUGGUGGUCGAGGGAGACGGUGGCCGUGGUGACGGGCGCGAACCGGGGCAUCGGGCACGCCCUCGCCGCGCGCCUGGCGGAGCACGGGCUCACCGUGGUGCUCACCGCGCGGGACGGCGCGCGCGGGGAGGCCGCCGCGGCCCCGCUCCGCGCGCGCGGGCUCGCCGUCGCCUUCCGCAGGCUCGACGUCUCCGACGCCGCCUCCGUCGCCGAGUUCGCCGCCUGGCUCCGCGACGCCGUCGGCGGCCUCGACAUCCUGGUGAACAACGCCGCCGUGUCCUUCAACGAGAUCGACACCAACUCGGUGGAGCACGCCGAGACGGUCCUCCGGACCAACUUCUACGGCGCCAAGAUGCUCACGGAAGCGCUCCUGCCGCUGUUCCGGCAGUCCCCGGCCACCAGCAGGAUCCUCAACAUCAGCUCGCAGCUCGGCCUUCUCAACAAGGUGAGCGACCCGUCCCUGAAGGCGUUGCUGCUGGACGAGGAGACCCUGACGGAGGCGGCGAUCGACGCCAUGGUGUCGCGGUUCCUGGCGCAGGUGAAGGACGGGACGUGGGGCGCGCAGGGUUGGCCCAAGGUGUGGACGGACUACUCGGUCUCCAAGCUGGCCCUGAACGCCUACUCCCGGCUGCAGGCGCGGCGGCUGCAGGCGCGCGGCGCCCGCGUGAGCGUCAACUGCUUCUGCCCCGGGUUCACGCGCACCGACAUGACCAGGGGCUGGGGGAAGCGCACCGCCGAGGAGGCGGCCGACGUCGGCGCGCGGCUCGCGCUGCUGCCGCCCGGCGAGCUCCCCACGGGGGCCUUCUUCAAGUGGUGCACGCCGCAGCCCUACUCCAAGCUGUGACCUGCCGAGCCACGCCGCCGGCCCGCGCGCCCCGGCCAUGGCGGCUGCAGGAGUAUAUGUAUGUAGCGUUGGUUUAGCUGCUUCUAGUUACUUUCAAUGCAGACAAGAAGCCGAUCGAGUAGUGUCUCUUAGCAGUCUGGCUUUCUGCCAAGGUGCUUUGGUUGAGCAAUGCAACCAAACCAUGUCAGCGAUCAAUGUACUAUGCGUGCUUAGCCGUGCAAGAUUUAGGUCAACUUCUGAACAUUGGAUUAGUGGUCCGUCUGCUGCCUCUGCUUCUGGUCUUCUGUCACCUGUUAACACGGUUUGUUCCUUCUUCA